GGGUCAAGCUCAGAAAUUGCGGGUCUCAGAGCCAGAGUCCAUGGAGCUGGGCCAGAAGCCAGGUACAACUACUUUGACAAGGACCCACCCAGACAACAAGGAGGGCCAGCAGGACAUGGACUCCCGGAGAGCUGCCCAUAGCAACUUGGAGGGCUCCACAUUCAAGCACCAGCCAGGGCUCUCCCAGAGCCCUCGAGGCAGUCCCCUGGGCCAGGGCCACCUGGAGGUCCCGCCUCUGCCACCAACUCCUGCCAGCAGGACUUCUCUGACCAUGGGCUCACAGCCCGAGGAUCUGAAGAAGGGGGCAUCUAGAUCCAACUCGAGAGAAUCCAGGGAGACCCCAGAGCGGACAGUGUCCCUGAGCCAGAAGGACAGCGCCAUUCCUGAGAACAUUCGCCACAAGUUUGGGAACAAGGUGGUGGACCAUCUGAUCUCUGAGGAACAGGCUCGAAAGGCCAUUGGUGAAAUCUUUGAGGGCCAGAAGAGGUCAAGCUCAUGGCCCAGCAGGACCCAGAGCCCUGCGCAAAUCUCCUCCAUCUUCGCAGAUUACUACGACCUGGGCUACCACAUGCGGUCCAACUUGUUUCAAGGGCCACCCCAGGAGACAAAGAGCCUCAUGAAGGCUUCCUACACGCCAGAGGUGAUUGAGAAAUCAGUGAGAGAUGUAGAACAUUGGCACGGCAGGAAGACGGACGAGCUAGGACGGUGGCACCGGAAAAAUGCCAUGAAUAUGAACUUGCAGAAGGCACUGGAAGAGAAAUACGGAGAAAAGGGCAGAUCCAAGGGCAAGUAG
This is a messenger RNA of Chionomys nivalis (European snow vole), 793 nucleotides long. RefSeq names its product ciliary microtubule inner protein 4 (gene Cimip4). The record is from RefSeq and is a predicted model, not a curated record. Lineage: Eukaryota; Metazoa; Chordata; Mammalia; Rodentia; Cricetidae. Bases 41 to 793 code for a protein of 250 amino acids. The transcript has 5 exons.